UUCACGGUGUGACGCUAGUAGUCUUUUGUGCUGUCCAAUUUGUAGCGUAGAGUGAGAAUGAACCCGGAAGUUCUCGGUGUCCACGUUCACAAAUUGCAAACGUGUGCCUACGGAACGACUUUUAAAGCUUCAUAUAAUACAGAUUUUCAGCAUGAAAAUAAAUGAGAACACAUUGCUAGAAGGACAUAAAGUCGUGCUGGUGCCGUACAAUGCGGAGCACGUCCCAAGGUACCACGAGUGGAUGAAGUCUGUGGAGCUGCAGCAGCUGACGGCCUCGGAGCCUCUGACGCUGGAGCAGGAAUAUGACAUGCAACGCAGCUGGAGAGAAGACACCGACAAGUGCACCUUCAUCAUCCUGGACAAGCGGCUUUGGGCGGACUCUGGCACAGAGGAGGCGCAGUGCAUGAUCGGAGACGUCAACAUCUUCCUGACAGACCCCACAGAUCCUUCCCUGGCUGAGUUGGAGAUCAUGAUAGCAGAGGCCAGUUACAGAGGACAAGGUAUCGGGAAGGAGGUGACGCAAAUGAUGAUGCACUAUGGGGUCGCCAAACUCGGCAUCAGCAGGUUUCAAGCGAAAAUUGGCCUGGACAACGAAAUCAGCAUCGCCAUGUUCAAGAAACUACACUUCCAACAGGUGUCUGUGUGUCGGGUGUUCAAAGAGGUCACCUUGGAGACGGCGGUGGACGUGUCGCUUCGUCGGAGGCUGUUGCAGCACGCGGGCCACGUGACAGAGCAGGACUACCAGGCGGCCCGCGGCGAAAGACGGGAAGCCGCGUCACGGGCUGCCACGGACCCUCCCAUGUGAUCUCGUUUGAC
Messenger RNA from Phyllopteryx taeniolatus (common seadragon), 816 nucleotides. RefSeq names its product N-acetyltransferase 9 (GCN5-related, putative) (gene nat9). Gene Ontology annotation, biological process: protein acetylation. The record is from RefSeq and is a predicted model, not a curated record. Bases 152 to 805 code for a protein of 217 amino acids. Lineage: Eukaryota; Metazoa; Chordata; Actinopteri; Syngnathiformes; Syngnathidae. The transcript is spliced from 6 exons. Gene Ontology annotation, molecular function: N-acetyltransferase activity.